Chara braunii is the source of this 2966-nucleotide messenger RNA. The record is from the annotation of a GenBank genome assembly. NCBI's taxonomy places the organism in Eukaryota, Viridiplantae, Streptophyta, Charophyceae, Charales, Characeae.
AAGCGGGGAAUACAAAAUGUAGAUGUGCUCUCGUCAUUCGUAUCCAGCACGGCGAUCCAGCGCGUCCAUCUUGAACUGCAUAUUGUCGGUCGGACUUCUUACGAGUUCUUAGGUUCUCUAGCUUCGCUUCAGUUAGCACAGAAGUGGAAACGCCGCAGAGCGGGGGAGGACGUGGCCAUCGAAAGGGAAAGAGAGGAGUGGUAAACGCCGGAGAGCGGGGUAGGUAAUUUCAACGUUCUGCGAUUUGGUACGUCUCUCUCUCUUGUCUGUCCCCCCUAAGGAAGGAGAGGAGAGAGAGUGGCAGUUAGCAGAAGUGUGUUAUGGCAGCGAUGGCUGUAGCUAUGGCGGCGGCGGCGGCGACGGCGACGGCGACGUCCCCACUGCUGCAGUCUAUGCAGACUUCAUCUUGCCAGUCGUCCACGUCAUCGUCUUCUGCGUCGUUAUCCUCUUCGUCGCAGGCAUUCAGAGGAGGACACGUGGCAUGUGUGCGAGUAAAAGGAGGAGGAGGGAACAACUCGUUGUUCAGUCGGCGAUCGCCAGGAAGGCGACACGUGGUGGUCCCGGCGUCGUCAGAGCAAUUUGCUGACAUGCAGGACGAGAAGCAAGAAGAUUCCGCCGCCGCGCUGUCUGGUGUGGUUUUUGAGCCGUUCAGCGGCGACCUGCACACCAAGCUUCAGGCGGUCCCGGCGGCGCGCGACUCAUCCUACGCGCGCCAAAGGUACAGCCCUGCCUGCGAGGCCGCCGUUAAUGAGCAGAUCAACGUCGAGUACAACGUCUCCUAUAUCUACCACGCCCUCUUUGCCUACUUCGAUCGGGAUAAUGUAGGGUUGCCUGGCUUUGCGGCGUAUUUCCGCCACGCCAGCGAGGAGGAGAGGAUGCACGCGGAGGAGUUGAUGAAGUACCAGAAUCUUCGGGGAGGGAGGGUCAAGCUGCAGUCGCUGAUGAUGCCGCAGAUCAACUUGAACGAUCCAGAGAAAGGAGACGCCCUCUCGGCUAUGGAAUUGGCACUUUCGCUUGAGAAACUGAACAACGAGAAACUGCUUGCUCUUCACAAAACGGCCGCGGAUGCGGGUGAUGCACAGAUGACUGAUUUCGUCGAAGGCACUUUCCUAAACGAGCAGGUGGCGGCAAUCAAAGACGUAUCAGAACACGUGGCUCGCUUGCGUAGGGUUGGACCGGGCCAUGGAGUCUAUCACUACGAUCUGGAGCUUCUGGAGAAAUUCGCUGCUGCUCCCGUAGCUGCCUAAGUGGGAAGCGUCGACGCAUUCAUUGAAUCUGGUCGUUUUAUUCGUAACGUGCCUUCUUUCGCCUCCUCCUCCUCCUCGUCCUACGCCGCCGCCGCCGCAGAUUCCAUUGUCAAUCCUCCGUCGUUAAUCCGCGUCUUUCCUGUUUUGGUAUAUAUCUCUUCGUUCUUUCCCUUUUCGUAAACGACCGCGUAUGCACCCCAGUCUGCCCACGUCUGUGUUUGUCUUAUUACUUGAUGACGUUUCGUUUUACUCCCUAACCCUUAGAUGCUCGUCUUCACCGUCGUUGGGCUUGCGUCUAUCUUUCAGGUAUAGAUUUUGUCGGCGUUCGAUCUUUCGACCUGUCGAUGGAGAUGUAGUUGUAGAUGUUGCCUUGGCUGCCGCUCUCUCCGUGCACCGCAAGCAAGCGAAGGGGACUCAGCCGGAUUUCCAGAAUGCUGGCUGUUUGCCGUCGACGACGGCCGAGAUGAAUGAAUGAACGGUUCAGUGCUCGUUCGUGAAGCGACGGGCAGGUCGCCUUAUGUCCAUUUUUAGAUUAAGUGAAAGUAACUCCUUCAUGUUUUGAAAACGUUUUCUUUCCUCUUUGCCAAGUGAAACAAACAUUUCAUGUUUUCUUUUCCUUUGAUGUAUUCGUGCUGUGUGCACUGAAAGAAACACGUUUUUGUUCAGUAAUGCUCGGACCAUCCGACCCCGCUGUAUUUUGCAUCUUCCUCUUCUCAUCGCUCAUCUAUUAAUCUACUGCUCUGUGUGUCUGUGUGUGUUUGUGUCUGAGUUUGUGUGUGUGUGUGUCUGAGUGUGUGUUUCAGACUUCCCCAGAGUAACCCCUUUUGCAACCAGACGCGCUCAUCUAUCAAUCUACUCACAUUCUCUCAUGGAAGUUAACAUAUACGAGAGUGUCUGUCUGUGUUUGUCUGUCCGUCCGUCUGUCUUCAUCUGGCUGUGUGUGUCUGUGUGUCUCUGUCUAUCUGCAUUUGCCUCUCUAUCCUGCAUGCAUCAAUGUUUUCUCUGUCCACGGCAUCCUCUCCUUCUCCUGUCCUACUCUCUUUCUCCCUCCCAUUCUCCCUCCCAUUCUCCCUCUCUCUUUCUCCCUCUCUCGUUGUCCCCCCCUCUCUCUCUACCUCUCUAUUUCUUUCUUUAUCUCUCUCCCUUUCUCUUUUAUGUUUCCGUCUCUGUCGCUGUCUAUAUGUGCAGGCAUCCGUUCGCCUGCUUGCGUGCUUGCUUCCUCUCUCUCUCUCUCUCCACCAUAUCCUCUUCUCUCCUCGCUCUCUAUCUCCCCCCUUUCAACCUUCUUCGGCAGUUAGUACCCUAAAGCCGACCAUGCGGCAGGUUACCCGCAGUCAGUACCCUAGAACCGACCAUGUGCUGGGUUUAGGUUCUUGAAGGGUUAUGGGAAAGCUAUUCAGAUUUGUGGAAAUGUGGCGGAAUUUGUGGGAAUUUUAAGACCUUGCGCAGAAAAUAGUUUCUCCUGAGAUGAGGGUCAGGUUCUAUCGACAUUGAUUAAUGCUAUGAAUAGCAUGGAGUCGCUGUAGUCGUUAAGUGAUUUACGUAUUCUUAACUACCCUAGAAUCGAGACCGGGGGAAAAAAGCAAUCGAGCCCAGGCAGCGCAGACCUUGGAAACUAGGCUCGGUUAGCUGAAGCUCGAAAUCCUCUGUCCCAGCGACCGGUCUUUCAAAUCAAGAUUUUUUAUUUUUUGUUUUUUUGGAUAAAUAAAGAUUUUUGAA